Molecule: messenger RNA, 958 nt
Organism: Crotalus tigris (Tiger rattlesnake)
Lineage: Eukaryota; Metazoa; Chordata; Lepidosauria; Squamata; Viperidae
Gene: PSMC3IP
Product: PSMC3 interacting protein
Exons: 8
Coding region: 31-690 (219 amino acids)
Biological process (GO): meiotic joint molecule formation; meiotic strand invasion involved in reciprocal meiotic recombination; homologous chromosome pairing at meiosis
Cellular component (GO): condensed nuclear chromosome; DNA recombinase auxiliary factor complex
Molecular function (GO): double-stranded DNA binding; recombinase activator activity
Source: RefSeq, a predicted model, not a curated record
CUUCCGAUAGGAGUCUCCGCCCUGAUCAGGAUGAGUGGAGGAGGGAAGAAGCGCGACGGAUCUGAUGAAUGUGCUGCCAUUCUGCUACGUUAUCUUCAGGAGCAGAACCGGCCUCAUAGUGCUCAGGAUGUCUUUAGCAACUUACAGCAACAACAUGGAUUGGGCAAGACGGCUGUAGUGAAGGCACUAGAGCAGCUGGCUCAGCAAGGGAAGAUCAACGAGAAGGUUUAUGGGAAGCAAAAGAUUUAUUUUCCAGAUCAGAAUCGUUUUGGUAAUAUGUGUGAAUCAGAACUCAAGGGCUUGGACAAUGAGAUUUCAGAACUGUCUUGCAAAAUUCAGACACUGCAACAGAACUGUCGUCACAUGGAAUCAGAACUGAAAGAACUGAAGGGCUCUAGGACAACCCCAGAGAUGGCUAAAGAAAUUGAAGAGUUAAAAAAAGACUGUGCCAAUUAUACGGAGAAACUGGAACGAAUUAAAUCUGCUGCCAAUUAUGUGACCCCUGAGGAGAAAGAAAAGGUGUGCAAUGAGAAAAAGCUGUAUUGCAGAGAAUGGCGUCGCCGCAAGAGAAUGGCAACGGAAUUACUUGAUGCAAUCCUUGAAGGUUACCCAAAAAGCAAGAAACAGUUCUUUGAGGAAGUUGGCAUUGAGACAGAUGAAGAUUUCAAUGUUACUGUACCCUCUGUGUGAACCAAGAUCUCAUCUGCGUAACUAAAAUCUAAGCAUUCAAGUUUCAGUUUCUCAUAUUCUAUGUUGCUCUGAUUUUUAAAAUCUAAAAAUAUUUGCAUACAUUGGGGAUAAGCACACCUCACAUUACAUUGUUUAGUUUUUUUCUAGUAUUUCACCAUAGGACUUCCUAAUCAGUUUGUUUUAUUCUUAAAGUAGUUAGAACAAAAUUUUAGUAAGCACUUGAGAAAAUCUGGGAAAGGGUUCAAAAUAAAUAUUUGAAUUUCUGAUA